Molecule: messenger RNA, 4799 nt
Organism: Pseudomyrmex gracilis
Lineage: Eukaryota; Metazoa; Arthropoda; Insecta; Hymenoptera; Formicidae
Gene: IntS6
Product: integrator complex subunit 6
Exons: 9
Coding region: 482-3388 (968 amino acids)
Biological process (GO): snRNA 3'-end processing
Cellular component (GO): integrator complex
Source: RefSeq, a predicted model, not a curated record
CCGAGCGCGGCGUGCGCGCACACGUAUGUAUAUGUUUAAAACUCGUCGGUACACGCACACAUGUGCCCACAAUUGUACCAGAGCGAGAGAGAGAGAAAUAGGGAGAUAGAGAGAGAAGGAGAAACGGACCAAGCGAACGCCGUUACGAUAAAAGAGAAGUUCGUUUUUCGGAGAGGGUAUUCGGAGAGCGUUCAAUGGUCGGGGCAGCUAUGCGCCACGCUAACGUCGCCGUCGUCGUCGCCGUCGUCGUCGUCGUAGGACAACCUACGUAGCUAGUUCGGAGGGGCUCGGACGCACACAGGAGUUCAAGCCAAGCCUUGGUGCCUGCUAGUUAAUAAACGUACACGAGUACGCGCGCGCGCGCCUCGCGAUUUCCAUCGUCGUCGGUCUACGUAGUCACGUCGUUGUCAUCAUCAUCAUCCGUCGUUGGGGCCAUCUCUCCAUCUUUACCCGUGACCUCCGUCGUUUUUUUUCGUGAAAAAUGACCAUAAUAGUAUUUCUAAUUGACACGUCGGCCUCCAUGAAUCAGAGGGCAUAUCUGGGCGGUCGUCCUACCCUCUUGGACGUAGCCAAGAGCGCUGUGGAGACUUUCGUGAAGGUACGGCAAAGAUCGCCAGAAAGCCGCGGGGAUCGUUACAUGCUUCUGACCUUCGAAGAACCACCUCAGAAUAUCAAGGCAGGAUGGAAGGAGAAUUUGGCAACCUUCAUGAACGAACUCAAGAACUUGCAAUGCGUCGGUUUAACGACGUUAGGUGCGGCUUUGAAGCACGCCCUGGACGUGCUGAACAUAAAUCGCAUGCAAACCGGCAUAGACACUUACGGCCAGGGAAGAUGUCCAUUUUAUCUAGAACCGUCCGUUAUAGUUGUUAUAACAGAUGGGGGAAAGUACACGACGAACAGUGGAGUGCAUCAAGAUUUUACAUUACCGAUGCAUUCCCCGAUACCGGGCUCUGAAUUGACAAAGGAACCGUUCAGAUGGGACCAAAGAUUAUUUUCUUUAGUAUUGCGUUUAUCAGGCACGCCAGCUGUUGAACGGGAUAUCGGUUUAGUGGCGAGCGACUCCUCGCCGAUAGACGCAAUGUGCGAAGUAACCGGAGGUCGUUCGUAUUGCAUCACGUCGUUCAGAAUGAUGAUACAGUGUAUAGAUUCCUUAGUGCAAAAGGUUCAGUCAGGUGUGGUGAUAAAUUUUGAGAAAAUCGGUCCGGAUCCGCCGCCGUUGACGAACGAGGCGCCUCAACAUCAGGAUGAGGAGGAGAACGAGGAUGAGGGUAACGCGGCGAACGGACCGCGCGCGCAGUAUCCGAACGCGUUGGCACCCGGCAACACAGCCUGGUACUCAUGCAGACGUUUGAUUUACGUGCCGCGGUCGGCUCAGAAGGGAUUCGCGGUGGGGUUCUGGCCGAUUCCCGAGAGUUUCUGGCCGGAUCUUAGCGCAAGUUCAUUACCCCCGAGAUCCGCGCAUCCCAAUGUCAAGUUCACAUGCACCAGUCAGGAGCCGAUGGUGAUCGAGAACCUACCGUUUGAUAAGUACGAGCUAGAACCCAGCCCGUUGACGCAAUACAUUCUGGCGCGGCGACAACCAACGACGUGCUGGCAGGUGUUCGUCGCUAAUUCGUACAAAUCGAGCGACGUGGGCCAUCCGUUCGGCUAUCUAAAAGCGAGUACAAAUCUAACUUGCGUGAACCUCUUUGUCAUGCCUUACAACUAUCCCGUGCUAUUGCCUCUGUUAGAGGAACUCUUCAAGGUUCAUAGACAAAAGCCGACUCCGGAGUGGAGAGCGCAGUUUCAAGGUUACAUAAGGACGAUGCCCACGUACUACGCCGCGUCACUGAGGAGAGCGUUGACAAGAAUGGGUGCGUCCGCACCUCUGGCACAAACGCUGAUACCGGAUAAUAUGGAUAAUUCUUUAUCGUACAGUGUCUUGAAUUAUCUGAAGCGGUUGAAAAAUCAGGCCAAGAUCGAAUUCGAUCGGCUCUGCAGCGAAGUCAUUUCCAAGCAGGUCGUCGCCUCGAAUCUAACGAAAAAUUUAUCUAGCGGUACGAAUGCAGUAACGGAAGGUGUUAGAGUAAUACCGAAGACGCCUCUGAAGAAGGAUUUGGUGUCUCAUCCUUUAUUGCAAGACAAGUUCACGAGUCUCCGCGAUCAGCUGAACGAGUUCGGAGGCUUCGUGGUUGGGCUGGUGAAAAAUCAGCAACAGCAACGAGGCGCGCACAGUUACAGAAACGCGUUCGACGUGCCGAGAAAGUCUCUGCUCGAUCAGGUCGUAAGAAUGCGCGCAAAUUUUUUACAACCUGGCUUGUUGCAUACGAAAUUACUUGACGACGAUUAUGUACACUCAAUGCCUCUAGCCCAGAUGGGAAAUUAUCAGGAAUAUUUAAAACGUAUGACACCGCCGUUGAGAGAAAUAGAAAGCGUACCAGUGAGACAGCACAUGUUCGGUAAUCCUUUCAAGAUAGACAAGAGAAUGAUGGUGGACGAAGCUGAUAUCGAUAUAGUCGGCGCGACGUCUUCAACGACGAAAGGAGGUCUGAAGCGCAGUUUGCCGCAGUCAGACAGCGGAGGAUCGUCUUCUCCGAGACCGCCGCCUAACAAACGGAAGCCCGGACCUAUACCAAAGGACGUGAUCGUGCGACGACCUUCGUACUCGCCAAUCAACACGCCACCGAGUUCUCCUAUUCCGUGGCUAAUAGAAGACGCUAAGAAUCAGCUGGUGACACCGACUGACACGAGUCUCCCGCCCGUCCUGACCGGUAAUCUGCCGAACGCGUCGCCGGCUCAUACUGGUUCAGUGCCGAGUUCGAGCGCGCCGGAAAAGUUGAUGAACGGUCUCGCGGAAAUGCCGACCAUACCGGUGUUCGAACCAAUUCCGGUGGAGCACAUUAACAAUCAUAUGGACACGCCGCCCGUUUUAACGCCGAUAGUCAACAAUGUCGACACUACGCCCAAAACCGACGUCAGAAGUGAACGGACAGACAGCGUGCGGAACGAGUGCAAUCGAUUGCCGAUUAGUAACGAUAGUAUCGAGAACAGUGUGCGCGUUGUCGACAACGUUGUCGAGGAGAAAUUAACGAAUCACGUGGAGGAGAGGCGCAAGACGAAGCCGGAGAAGGAGAAGAAGCUGACGAAGAAGGAGCUGGAAGACAUCAAGCGGCACAAUUUGAACAUUCGGGAACUGGUUUACAAGGAAGUGCGGAGAAGAGGGACAAAUUACAAUACGCUGUUCUCGCACUUACAUCAAGUUCAAGGAAGUCUGUACAUAAGACUCGCGUUCGUGAAAGACAUAGUCAGGGAAUCGUUGCGCUUCAAACGACGUAAUCUGGCGUCGCUAUUGGAAGAAUAUCUUAACACCUUAUCAACGGACGACGCGAUAUUGCGUCAAAACGAAUAGCGACACGUAUGUACAUCCGAUCCAAGUUUUUGUUGAAGAUUUCAACGCGGAUCUUGUAUAUUUAAAAACGCGCGUAACGUUUUACAUAUAUACAUUGAGCAUAAAAUUUAAUUUAUUUUUAUGUAAGUUUAAUGACCGUGUACAUUUUUUACUUUCUAUAUCAAGCGAGCACGAAAUCGAUCUAGCGUGUGAUUAUCGAAGAUAACUUCGUUGAUAAGGUGUUAAAAAUAUCAUCUGACAGCGAGAUGAUAAUCAAGCAAGCUGUGUCCGAACGAAUUUUGAUUGCGCGAGAGCACAAUCGAUCGCACAGAAAUUUCGAACGUAUUGUACGCCAUUCUUGCAGACCGUGAAGUGAAAGAAAAAAAAACGUAGUAAUUUGUUUGCGAAAUCUGAUAUAGCUGCUGUAUAGUGAUCGAACAGCAAUAUUCGCUCGCAUGUACACGUAUCGGAUUCCAUUUGCAUUUUCUCGACUGAUAGUCUCUUGUUUGGAAACUGAAAUCAAAUUCAGUUUUAAAUCGUACGAUAUUUCGAACGUUAUGAAUAUCAUCAUGUACAGUGUGACAACAUAAUGUAAAAAAAAAAAAGGGAAAAAAGUACAUCGAAAUUCUUAUCUCUCACGCGCAUGCUUGCAACGUAAUUGUUAACACGUGUACAUACGUUAACGCGGUUUGUUUUAUUAUUAUUAUGUCGUGUAUUUUUUCUCUUUUCUUUUUUUUUGUAAUAUCGGAAUUUGGAGACGUGUCUGACAAUUGUCUGAAUUAUAUGCGGCGUGCGAUUUGAAUGGUCUUGGAUGCUGGCGUGCAAGACAACAAAAGUUCAUGUAUGAUCCGAGAUUAAAAUCAACAAAAUAUACACAAGUGCAAUAUUAACAAACGACCGUUAAUCCCUCUCGUCGUCCAGUCCUCAACACUUUAAUGUCAACAUUAAAACGAUUAUAUAUAAUGUGUUCCCCCGUUUAUUCUCUUGUACACUUUUUAUGUGUAUUUUCCACACAUAGUUCUUAAAUUUGUCUUUAUGAAUCACACUUCUCUUAAUUGUUUAUACUUUCAAUAAAAUGUCACACAGUUUAAACGCAGUAUCUAUAAAAUUUCGUUCUAUUUUUUUGGUUUUUUUGUUAACAUUACAAAAGCAAAUUCGAGUUUUUAUCAACGAUCCGUUUUACGUACACAAAAAAAUUGCACUUGUUCAAUUCUUUUCAUUAAAUGUGACGAAUAUUUCUAUAGCUGUGUGCGUGUUGUUUGAUGUGUGAGGAAAAAAGGAUGUGUAUUGUAAAUUUUGCUCUGCAUUAUAAAGGAACUUUAUUGCGCAUUUAAUAGUGUAAUUUAAAACGAAAGUGUGAAAUAUUAAAAAAAAAUAUCAAACGUCAAACUUUGUUGCAGGAGAAGUUUUUCUCUCUCUUUUAUGUGAGUUA